Molecule: messenger RNA, 1906 nt
Organism: Podospora pseudopauciseta
Lineage: Eukaryota; Fungi; Ascomycota; Sordariomycetes; Sordariales; Podosporaceae
Gene: HAS1
Product: ATP-dependent RNA helicase
Exons: 3
Coding region: 203-1906 (567 amino acids)
Biological process (GO): maturation of LSU-rRNA from tricistronic rRNA transcript (SSU-rRNA, 5.8S rRNA, LSU-rRNA)
Cellular component (GO): nucleolus
Molecular function (GO): RNA helicase activity; ATP binding; nucleic acid binding
Source: RefSeq, a predicted model, not a curated record
GGGGCUUGUGCUGAGUGGCACGUGCCACAGCCCAGGUCAAUGUGCAGGGAUUGGGCCUGGGCCAGCCCGCUAUCAGUUGACGAGAUAAGCUCAAAGGCAGAAAAAAAAUCGGCCAGCAACAAUUGAACGGAACCCUGUGAGCGACCAGCUGUUGAUUGCGAUUACCUGCAUCACCAAUCGUCAACCCGCAAACACCGCAACCAUGGCCUCCGAUCCCACCAGCAAGAAGCGCAAGCUCAAGUCCGAGAAGACUUCGGUCACCAAGAAGGUCAAGAAAGCCAAGAGAGACCCGACCCCAGAGGAAAGCGAAGAUGCUGAGAUCGAGGAUGCCCCCGUUGCGCCCGAGUCUGUUGCCGACGAGGAAGUUGAGGCUGCUUCCACCAAAGACGACUCCGAGGACGAGGACGAUGACCAGAAUGGCAGCACCGACCUGGCACCCCCCAAGGCCGAUGCACCCCUGAUUGCCCCCGGGCUCGACACCAACGCGACCGACUUCGCCCAGCUCAACCUCUCCGAAAGGACGAUGAAGGCGAUCGAGGAGAUGGGUUUCACAAAGAUGACCGAGAUUCAGAGACGGGGCAUCCCGCCACUUCUCGCCGGCAAGGAUGUUCUGGGAGCGGCCAAGACAGGUUCCGGAAAGACUCUUGCUUUCUUGAUUCCCGCCAUUGAGAUGCUGCACUCGUUGCGCUUCAAGCCAAGAAACGGAACUGGUGUCAUUGUGGUGACCCCCACUCGCGAGCUGGCCCUGCAGAUCUUUGGUGUCGCGCGCGAGUUGAUGAAGCACCACUCUCAAACCUAUGGUGUGUGCAUUGGUGGCGCAAACCGCAGGGCUGAGGCCGACAAGCUCGGAAAGGGUGUCAAUCUGCUCAUUGCUACCCCCGGUAGACUGCUUGAUCAUCUCCAGAACACCCCCUUCGUCUUCAAGAACCUCAAGUCCCUGAUUAUUGACGAGGCCGACCGUAUUCUCGAGAUUGGUUUCGAGGAUGAAAUGCGCCAGAUUGUCAAGAUUCUCCCCAAGGAUGAGCGCCAGACUAUGCUCUUCUCCGCCACACAAACAACCAAGGUCGAGGAUCUUGCCAGGAUAUCUCUCCGGCCCGGACCCCUCUACAUCAACGUUGACGAGGAGAAGCAGUACAGCACAGUGGAGGGCGUCGACCAAGGCUACGUCAUUGUCGAUGCCGACAAGCGUUUCCUCCUCUUGUUCUCUUUCCUCAAGAAGAUGUCCAAGAAGAAGGUUAUCGUUUUCUUCUCGUCUUGCAACUCGGUUAAGUACUACAGCGAACUUUUGCAGUACAUUGACCUGCCAGUCCUUGAUCUCCACGGCAAGCAGAAACAGCAGAAGCGCACCAACACCUUCUUUGAGUUCUGCAACGCCACACAGGGUACCCUGAUCUGCACGGACGUUGCUGCUCGUGGUCUCGAUAUUCCCGCUGUUGACUGGAUCGUCCAGUUCGACCCUCCUGAUGAUCCUCGCGACUACAUUCACCGUGUCGGCCGUACAGCCCGUGGCAACAACACCAAGGGUCGGUCGCUCCUCUUCUUGCAGCCCUGCGAGCUUGGUUUUUUGGCCCAUCUCAAGGCUGCCAAGGUCCCCGUCGUCGAGUACGAUUUCCCCAAGAAUAAGAUCCUCAACGUGCAGUCUCAGCUGGAGAAGCUCAUUGGCAGCAACUACUACCUCAACCAGAGCGCCAAGGACGGUUACCGGUCGUAUCUCCAUGCUUAUGCCUCGCACAGUCUGCGCAGUGUAUUUGACAUCCACAAGUUGGAUCUCGUCAAGGUGGCCAAGAGCUUCGGUUUUGCUACGCCACCAAGGGUUGACAUUACUCUGUCAGCCAGCAUGAGCAGAGAUAAGAAGCCACAAGGGAGAAGGCCGUACGGCAGCCAACCUAAGCAGGAGCGGAGGUAA